AUGCCGGUAGUGAAUGAAUUGGAAUCAAUAGCUUCGUCGUUAGAAAGUGCCGUUAAAGGAACCACUUCGGAAAAGCUAACUUUGAGAGAAAAAUUGGAGCUAAUGGAAAAAUCGCUCACUGCUAUCAUCUGCAAAGGAAACGAACUUCAAUUUAUCAAGGUCAUUGGAACUUUCGCGGAAAGAGCUAGAAAUGAGUACCAGAGAAAGGAAAAAGAUUCCGAGUCCACGAUUUCUCAGCUUAGUCAAGAAGUUGCCGCAUUGAGGAAACUGGCCGAGGAAUUAAAGACAGAUGCAAUAGAGGGGGAAAAACUAAGGAAGCGGCUUCAUAAUGAGGUGCAGGAAUUAAAAGGAAACAUCCGUGUAUUUUGCCGUGUCCGGCCUCCUUUGCCCAGUAUUUGUUUUCUUUUAAACAUAGCUUCUGAUGGUGUUGAGGAGUCCGCUUUACGUCCAUGUGAGCAAGAGGUUGGAAACACUCAAAUAUCCUUCUCCUCGGAUCCCCUGUCUAGAACGGAAGGAAUUGAGCUUUCACAAUGGAUGGAUUCAACGUCGGGAUGUGUAAAGCCACAAUUGAAAAGCUACCCGUUUACUUUUGAUCGUGUAUUUAGCCCUACCUCAACGCAGGCUGAUGUAUUUGAAGAUAUUUCGCAGCUUGUUCAAAGCGUUCUAGACGGAUAUAGGGUCUGUAUUUUCGCCUAUGGACAGACAGGGUCUGGAAAGACCUAUACAAUGGAAGGCCCUUCUGGCAAGCAUGACCCUUCCUUUUCUGGAAUGAUUCCAAGAGCAGUUGCUCAGAUUUUUGAAACAUCCCAUAAUUUGGGGGUUAAAAAUGGAUGGAAAUUCCAGUUGGAAGCCUCUUUUUUGGAAAUUUAUAACGAAACUAUCAAAGAUCUGUUGGCGACUCCUAAAAGCAUUGCUGGCUGUGUUGAAGAGCUAAAGAAGCUCGAGAUUAAGCAUAACCCCACAACAGGCAAGACAUCUGUUUCGGAGCUAACAAUCGGUACGAUUGGGGCAAAUAUUUUACCGGCUUUAGUUCCUGUAACUUCGAUUUCACAAGUUAAUCGGCUUUUGAAAGAGGCAUCGGAAAAUCGGUCGAUUGGAGAAACCAGGUGCAAUGAAAGAUCCUCACGAAGCCACAGCGUAUUUACUCUGUCUGUGGCUGGGGAAAACCCAGAUACCGGUGAAAAGAUUGAGGGGCUGCUAAAUCUGAUCGAUUUGGCCGGAUCUGAAAGAUUGUCCUCGUCGGGGGCAACUGGAGACCGGCUCAAAGAGACCCAAGCUAUCAAUAAGAGUCUCUCUGCCCUUGGUGACGGCGAGCUUUUUUAUCAUGUAGCAAAUAAGGAAUCUCAUAUUCCGUAUAGAAAUUCCAAAUUGACCUAUCUAUUGCAAAACUCGUUAGGAGGAAAUUCCAAGACCCUGAUGUUUGUAAACCUCUCUCCUUCAAAGGAAUCGUUCGGCGAGAGUCUCUGUUCACUUCGAUUUGCAGCAAAGGUAAAUUCUUGCCAUAUCGGGACCGCAAGAAAGAAUUUGGCGAAAUAA
Mitosporidium daphniae is the source of this 1536-nucleotide messenger RNA. RefSeq lists its product as uncharacterized. The transcript is spliced from 8 exons. The record is from RefSeq and is a predicted model, not a curated record. NCBI's taxonomy places the organism in Eukaryota, Fungi, Microsporidia. Gene Ontology annotation, molecular function: microtubule binding; ATP binding; microtubule motor activity. Gene Ontology annotation, biological process: microtubule-based movement. Bases 1 to 1536 code for a protein of 511 amino acids.